Peniophora sp. CBMAI 1063 is the source of this 711-nucleotide messenger RNA. The record is from the annotation of a GenBank genome assembly. NCBI's taxonomy places the organism in Eukaryota, Fungi, Basidiomycota, Agaricomycetes, Russulales, Peniophoraceae.
AUGCUUCGUAACGUAGCUAAGACUACUCUGCGCCGUGGCUUGCAUACCGCGCGCUCAAAUGGCGCAACUGCAGCUGCUAGCGCGUCGCGACACCGCGUCGCACUGGCGCUGGGAACUUCUGCAUCCGUGGCUGGCUACCUUGCAUACCAACUUCAGUCUGGGACCCCUAAAAUUGCGAACGAUGCGAUACACAGCGAGAAAUUGAACAAGACGCCGUCAUCGCCGACAGAGUCCCUCGUCGACAAGGCUCUUGACAAGCCUGUGGAAGCCGUCAAGGAGGCAACCUCUGCUGUUGCGGGAGGUGAUGCGCCAGCACCGAGUGGAGAGGAGGCUGAAGGGGAGGAGGGCUCGACCCAGCAGGGCGCCUACGACCCUGUGACCGGAAAGAUCAACUGGGACUGCCCCUGCUUGGGAGGCAUGGCGUACGGUCCCUGUGGUCAGCACUUCAGGGAGGCAUUCUCGUGCUUCAUCUUCUCGGAGGCGGAGCCUAAGGGUAUUGACUGCGUGGAUGCAUUCAAGGCCAUGCAGCAGUGCUUCCGCGACAACCCUGAGGUCUAUGGAGAGGAGAUUCUCGGGUCGGAUGACGACGACGAGGACUUUGCGGCCGCACCUUCCGACAGCACACCGCCAACUGCUAGCGCCACAACAACUGAGGACGCUUCUGCGAAGCCAGCUGCUGGUGCCUCUACCGGUGCAACCGGAGCUCCUUAG